Molecule: messenger RNA, 600 nt
Organism: Acanthosepion pharaonis
Lineage: Eukaryota; Metazoa; Mollusca; Cephalopoda; Sepiida; Sepiidae
Source: the annotation of a GenBank genome assembly
AUGGUUUCUGAAACACCUUCACUUGACUCUAUCUAUCUAUCUAUCUAUCUAUCUAUCUAUCUAUCUAUCUCUUCCUAUUUCCAUCUAUCUAUCUAUCUAUCUAUUUAUUUCUUCCUAUUCCCAUCUAUCUAUCUAUCUAUCUAUCUAUCUAUCUAUCUAUUUCUUCCUAUUCCCAUCUAUCUAUGUAUCUAUUUCUUCCUAUUCCGAUCUAUCUAUCUAUCUAUCUAUCUGAUCUAUCUAUCUAUCUAUUCCCGAUCUAUCUAUCUAUCUAUUUCUAUUCCUUUAUUUUUUUUUGGUAUUCUAUCUAUCUAUCUAUCUAUUUCUUCCUAUUCCGAUCUAUCUAUCUAUUUCUUCCUAUUCCGAUCUAUCUAUCUAUCUAUCUAUCUAUCUAUUAUCUUUAAUCGAUCUUAUCUAUCCUAUCUAAUAUUAUCUAUCUAUCUAUCUAUCUAUCUAUUCUUCCUAUUCCGAUCUAUCUAUCUAUCUAUCUAUUAUAUUCUAUCUAUUAUCUAUCUAUCUAUUUCUUCCUAUUCGAUUAUCUAUCUAUCUAUCUAUUUAUUCCUAUUCCGAUUAUCUAUCUAUCUAUCUAUCUAUUUUUCCUAA